GACGCGGCACCCCCUCCCGAAAUGGGACCAGAGCAGCCCUCCCUCCCUGUGCCUCAGUUCAUCCAGGGCCACUCUGCGUGGACGCGGUUUUGUAGACGAGUGGAAGGGCUGUGUGGACGCUGUCGGGGUGUGUGAAUGAGGCCGGCUGUGUAGACUUGGGGCGGCUGUGUAGACUACGGCUGUGCAGAAAUGUGGGCAGGCUGUCUGGACGCAGACCUGCUGUGUAGAUGCCUCUGGAGUGUGUGAAUGUAGCCGGCCGUGUAAAAGUGGUGGGAGCCCACUGUGGGCAUGGGCCCCCCAGGGCUCUGUAUUCCGGACGGCAAUUUUCCCGUAUUUCUGAGAAUGAAUGUGGCUAAAACCAAGUGUGGUGCAUCAGCCUGGACCCUUUGUGGGGCCUGGUGGUGCGGCAGGAAUGUGAUGGACAAAGACCGGUGAGGAUUGCCCGUAUGUGAUAAGGGAGUGCCCUACUUCUCCCCCUGUCCCUUGUCGCAACCUCUGAGUGGCUGGUGAGUGAAUAAAUGACAAAGAUUUUGUGGUAACCGUUUGGGGAGGGUGUGGUCAUAGGUGUGAAAAUGGGGGUGGUAUUGUCUUUGCCUGGGGAAGGGGCUGUCAUGCAUUCAGUUACAUGUGGCAGGAAAGCUGCCCUUGGCACACAUUGUGUGAUGUCCUCGAAGUUCCCACAACUUGGUGAGGAUGGGCGGCACAGGGAUCCUCUGGGGCCGGGCCUUCACCCUCCUGCCCAUCUCACGGGGGUCAAAGCCAGGCUCCUGGUGGCAAAAGGUUUGGGGAACGUGUGUUCACAUCCAUAUAGGCCCUCGGCCACGGUUAGUGUCCACUUAUUGGAACUGUGAAGAGAAGCCUCUGUGAACCUGCACUCAAGUAAUCCACGUUUUGUGCAUUGUGACUGUGGGACAUAAUAUCUGACAAGCAGGGGUAGCAGCCUCCAUAGCAGAUCUGUCUAUGCCCAUGGGGCAUGGGGCCUGCAGACCCACAGCCCACCCUGCCUGCCUGGGACCCUGGCCGGCUGUGGUGUGGAUGUGAGAUUGUGAGUGUGACUAUCGUGUGUGUGAGAUUGUGUGUGUACAUGUGGUCAUGAUUGUGUAUGGUUAUGUCAUUAAGUGUGUGUGGUUGUGUGUGACUGUGUGGUUGUGUAUCUGUAUAACUAGUGUGACCACAUGUGUGUGAUUGUGUAUGGUGGUGUCACAAUAGUGUGUGGUCGUGUGAUUUUGUGUGUGGUUGUGUGAGGUUGCGUGUAUGGUUGUGUAUGUGCCAACUCCCCCUUACUAGUUUCCUCAUCUGGAAAACAGGGCCAGAGUCACGGCCGCUCACACAGCUCUGACGGCCACACAAAUUAAGUCUACCUCGCGGUGGGCAGCCCUCUUGCCCACCAAACAGAAGCCCAGAUGUUUGUCCCUGCUCAUCUGACCACAGUGUAUGGUUCGAGCAAGUGGACCUGCAGUCCAUCCUGGCUCUUGCCCCAUGCCUGCUGAGCAUCUGUGUGGCAUUCAAAGUUCUCUCUGCAGAACUCUGAAGGUUUAGGGUAUAAAACAUGGCGCCUGGAGACUGCAGAUAGAAGCAUGUUGGGUGACCUUUUAUCAAGGCUGGGACUCCAACUCAGAACAGAAUGCUUACAGAAAGCUCUGCUCCUGUUAUCACAGCUGUUCGUCAAGAGUCUGGAGCUGUGGCAGAGUGGCAGAGGCCCCGCCUGGGACCUGGGGACCACAGAGUGAACAGGCAGAGGUGGCUGUCCGGGGGUCUGGAAGCCAUGGAGCCCACCAUUGGUGAAUUACAGCUCAUGCCCGUGGCAACAAAGGAAGUCCCUGCUCAGGACACCGCAUGCUGCCGAGCAGCCCUGUCCGCUGCAGUGGCCACCAGCAUUGUCAUUGUCACCCUGGCGGUCUUUGUGGCCCCCCUCUCUACACAGGGCUUCGAUGUGGAGCACACCGCUGAGCUGCAGGGCAUCCGGUACGCCUGCAGCCUUCAGCAGGAGGCCUCCGGCUACUACCGCACGCUGACGCCCACUCUGGAAACGCUGUUUGUAAGCAGCUUUUGGAAGACAGAGUUGGAGGCCAGCUGCGUGGGCUGCACAGUGCUAAGUUACAGAGAUGGGAACUCCAGUGUCCUAGUGCGUUUCCGGCUACACUUCCUGCUGUUGGCCCUGCGGUCACUGGAUCUGGCCCUGGAACAAGAGCUGCUGCAGCAGGGGCUCCGAGCAAGGCUGCAGGGCCACGGCGUCCCACUAGGUGCCCACGGCACCAUCGUGUCUGCCAAGCUCACAGGAAGCCAGAAGGGGCCUUUGACAGAAAGAGACUUGAAAUCAGGUCGCUGUCCAGGGAACGCCUUCUCCUGCAGCGACAGCCAGUGUGUGACCAAAGUGAACCCGGAAUGUGAUGACAAAGUGGACUGUUCUGAUGGAUCCGACGAGGCCCACUGCGACUGCGGUUUGCAGCCGGGCUGGAGGACAGCUGGCAGGAUUGUGGGUGGCAUGGAAGCAUCGCCCGGGGAGUUCCCUUGGCAAGUCAGCCUCCGAGAAAACAGCGAGCACUUCUGUGGGGCCGCGGUGAUCGGGGCCAGGUGGCUGGUGUCUGCCGCCCACUGCUUCAAUGAGUUCCAAGACCCCACUGAGUGGGUGGCCUAUGCGGGCACCACCCACCUCAGCGGCUCGGAAGCCAGCACGGUGCGGGUCCGCGUGGUGCAGAUCAUCACGCACCCCUCCUACAACUCCGACACCGCCGACUUUGAUGUGGCGGUGCUGCGUCUGGGCAGCCCCCUGCCCUUCAGCAGGCACAUCCAGCCCGUGUGCCUGCCAGCCGCCUCACACAUAUUCCCGCCCAGGAAGAAGUGUCUGAUCUCGGGCUGGGGCUACCUCAAGGAGGACUUCCUGGUCAAGCCGGAGAUGCUGCAGAAAGCCACCGUGGAGCUGCUGGACCAGGCCUUGUGCGCCAGCCUGUACGGGCACUCGCUCACGGACCAGAUGGUGUGUGCUGGCUACCUGGAUGGGAAGGUGGAUUCCUGCCAGGGUGACUCGGGAGGCCCCCUGGUCUGUGAGGAGCCCUCUGGCAGGUUCUUCCUGGCCGGCAUCGUGAGCUGGGGCAUUGGUUGUGCAGAAGCCCGGCGUCCGGGAGUUUAUGCCCGAGUGACCAGGCUGCGAGACUGGAUCCUGGAGGCGAUUGCCAUGGCAAGCAAGCCUCUGGCCCCCACGGUGGAUCCUGCCCCCACCACCCCCAGUACUGUCUGGCCCACCAGCCCUGAGAGCCGGGUGGUCGACACCCCCACCAAACCCACGCUGGCCCCCAGCUCUGUGCCUCUUGACUCAAUGACUGCUUCUAAGCCACAAGAGUGUGGGGCCAGGCCGGCGAUGGAGAAACCUCCCCGGAUCGUGGGGGGGUUAGGAGCCAUUGCUGGGGAGGUGCCUUGGCAAGUCAGCCUGAAGGAAGGUUCCCGGCACUUCUGUGGAGCGACAGUGGUAGGGGACCGCUGGCUGCUGUCGGCAGCCCACUGCUUCAACCACACGAAGGUGGAGCUGGUGCGGGCCCACCUGGGCACCGUGUCCCUCACGGGCAUUGGUGGGAGCCCAGUGAAAAUGGGGCUCAAGAGGGCAGUGCUGCAUCCCCAGUACAACCCCAGCAUCCUGGACUUUGACGUGGCUGUCCUGGAGCUGGCCCGGCCCCUGGUCUUCAACAAGUACAUCCAGCCCAUCUGCCUGCCCCUGGCCAUCCAGAAGUUCCCUGCAGGCCGCAAGUGCAUGAUCUCUGGCUGGGGUAACAUGCAGGAGGGAAAUGCAACGAAGCCUGACACUCUUCAGCAAGCGUCCGUGGGCAUCAUAGAUCAGAAGGUGUGCAGCGUGCUCUACAACUUCUCGCUGACGGACAGGAUGCUCUGUGCCGGCUUCCUGGAGGGCAAGGUGGACUCCUGCCAGGGUGAUUCUGGGGGACCUCUGGCCUGUGAGGAGACCCCUGGUGUGUUUUAUCUGGCGGGGAUUGUCAGCUGGGGGAUCGGCUGUGCUCAGGCCAAGAAACCCGGAGUGUACACACGAAUCACCAGGCUGAAGGACUGGAUCCUGGACACCAUGUCCUCCCAGCCCCUCCCCACACCUGCCCCCUCCACCACAAGGACACCUGCCACCAGCAGCUAUGCUCCCAGGACAACAGCAGGCUUCACAGUCCUGGGUGUAACAGCCAGCAGACCCACCCUCCGGGCCACCAGCCAACCUGCCAAUAGGACCGCCACUGCUAUGAGCACCACUGCUAGGGGGCACACGCCACUUCCAAAUGUGCCAUGGACCACCAUGGGCUCCCAGCUACCAGACUGCGGCCUGGCGCCAGUGGCAGCACUGACCAGGAUCGUGGGUGGCAGCGCCGCGGGUCGCGGGGAGUGGCCGUGGCAGGUGAGCCUGUGGCUGCGGCGCCGGGAGCACCGCUGCGGGGCCGUGCUGGUCGCUGAGAGGUGGCUGUUGUCUGCGGCGCACUGCUUCGACGUCUACGGGGACCCCAAGCAGUGGGCAGCCUUCCUGGGCACUCCGUUCCUGAGCGGCGCCGACGGGCAGCUGGAGCGUGUGGCGCGUAUCUACAAGCAUCCCUUCUAUAACCUCUACACGCUCGACUACGAUGUGGCGCUGCUUGAGCUGGCGGCGCCUGUGCGCCGUAACCGCCUGGUGCGACCCAUCUGCCUGCCGGAGCCCGCACCCCAACCCCUCGAUGGCGCGCGCUGCAUCAUCACUGGCUGGGGCUCGGUGCGUGAAGGAGGCUCCAUGGCGCGGCAGCUGCAGAAAGCAGCGGUGCGCCUCCUCAGCGAGCAGGCCUGUCGCCGCUACUAUCCGGUGCAGAUCAGCAGCCGCAUGCUGUGCGCCGGCUUCCCGCACGGCGGCGUGGACAGCUGCUCCGGUGAUGCUGGGGGACCCCUGGCUUGCCGGGAGCCCUCCGGACGGUGGGUGCUAACUGGGGUCACCAGCUGGGGCUAUGGCUGCGGACGGCCCCACUUCCCUGGUGUCUACACCAGGGUGGCUGCCGUAAGAGGCUGGAUCGGACAGAACAUCCAGGAGUGACCGCCCUGAGGUUGCCCAGGCCUG
Hipposideros armiger (great roundleaf bat) is the source of this 5068-nucleotide messenger RNA. It is a transcript of the gene TMPRSS9, whose product is annotated as transmembrane serine protease 9. Gene Ontology annotation, molecular function: protein binding; serine-type endopeptidase activity. Gene Ontology annotation, biological process: proteolysis. The transcript has 19 exons. The record is from RefSeq and is a predicted model, not a curated record. The coding region runs from base 1625 to 5044 and encodes 1139 amino acids. NCBI's taxonomy places the organism in Eukaryota, Metazoa, Chordata, Mammalia, Chiroptera, Hipposideridae.